Drosophila mojavensis is the source of this 6598-nucleotide messenger RNA. It is a transcript of the gene baz, whose product is annotated as partitioning defective 3 homolog. Gene Ontology annotation, biological process: intracellular protein localization; establishment or maintenance of epithelial cell apical/basal polarity; establishment of cell polarity. Lineage: Eukaryota; Metazoa; Arthropoda; Insecta; Diptera; Drosophilidae. The transcript is spliced from 9 exons. The record is from RefSeq and is a predicted model, not a curated record. Bases 927 to 5522 code for a protein of 1531 amino acids. Gene Ontology annotation, molecular function: phosphatidylinositol binding; protein binding. Gene Ontology annotation, cellular component: apical junction complex; apical plasma membrane; adherens junction.
AUUGCCGUUGCAGUUAGCGGUGUGCAGCUGGUAUUAUUGUUGUUGUCUAACGUGUUUUAUUUUUUUGUUGUUGUUGCGUUCGGUUACGACGUUUCCGAUGAUCUUGGCCUGUUGUUUGCCUUAUUUUUUGUUUUGUUGAAAUGUUGUUAUUGUAACUCGUUUUGCGCGUGUGAUUCAUACAAGCAACAACAACCGCUAACAGAAAAUGCAGUGAAAUAUGCUAAAUGAAAUAAACAAAGUAAAAGGCAAAGCGUAAAACAGCUAAAAGAGCGAGACGAGUGCGUUGACGAGUGCAUCCUGCAUUGAGAGCGCGAGAGAUAAAAAACGAUAACAAAAUAAAACAAUAUAAAGCGGCGCUCUUUCAAACAAACACACAGACGCAUAUAGAGAGCAAGAGACACUCGCACACACACAUACGCACCUUGAAGCGCGCACGCACACGCGAUAGUUCUUUCUGUCUGGUGGUAGGUGAACAAAAAAAAAAAAACGUUUUUUUCCCGUCGUGUGUACAGCUGCUGUCAAGUGCGCAGCCGCAGCAGCGACGCCAAAGUCCUUUAAGCGUGGUAGUGCAGGCCGUCUCGCUUGCUCGCUCGCAUGCCACACUGUCCAGCUAGAUGAAUAGCAACGCGCACGCACACAUACAGAAACAGGCAAAUAAACGUAUGCAGCUGCCUGAGGAGCAGAUGAAAGGAGAAGAUGAUGCCAAAGCCAAAUGCCAGUAACAGACAACGACAACAACAACAACAACAACAACAACAGCAAGAACAACGUACGGAUGAGCAAAAUAUGUAUCUACAUUAAUAAUAAUAACUGCAACAACAACAAGAACAACGACAACGACUGCAACUGCAUAAAUACAUUCCACACAAGUGCAUUCUUAUUAAUAUAUUUAAUUAAAGUGUUAUCGAAAAAGUGUUAUCGAAACUAUGAAGGUUACCGUUUGCUUCGGCGAUGUUCGCAUUUUGGUGCCUUGCGGCACCGGCGAACUGUUCGUCCGGGAUUUGAUCAGCGAGGCCACGCGACGCUACAAAAAGGCAGCCGGCAAGGAAGCGGACUCCUGGGUAGCCGUACACCAUUUGCAGACACAAUCGGGCAUAUUGGAUCCCGAUGACUGUGUGCGCGAUGUGGCCGAUGAUCGGGAACAGAUACUGGCCCACUUCGAGGAUUCGGGGCCCGAUCCGGGCGUACCGCAGGGCGGAGGCGAUGGCGCCUCGGGCAGCUCCUCAGUGGGCACCGGUUCGCCGGACAUCUUUCGUGAUCCCACAAACACAGAGGCGCCCACGCGCGAUCUGUCCACGCCGCACAUCGAGGUGACCAGCACCACGUCCGGCCCGUUGGCUGGCCUGGGCGUCGGCCUGAUGGUGCGACGCAGCAGUGAUCCCAAUUUGCUAGCUUCGCUCAAGGCGGAGGGCAGCAACAAGCGUUGGUCGGCAGCGGCGCCGCACUAUGCGGGCGGAGAUUCACCGGAACGCCUAAUGCUGGACAAGGCCGGCGGCCAGCUGUCGCCACAGUGGGAGGAGGAGGACGACACAGCCGCUCAGCUGAAGGAGCAAUUGCUGCAGCAGCAGCAACUUCCACACGCUGGCGCAGCGGGUGCUCAUCAGCCAUUCGCUCGUUCCGGCCGCCUGUCCAUGCAGUUCCUGGGCGAUGGCAAUGGCUACAAGUGGAUGGAGGCCGCCGAGAAGCUGCAGCAGCAGCCGCAGCCGUUGCCCACGUCGCUCCCAAAUAGCGCCUAUUCCAGCAAAUCGCUGCCGCGCGAGAGCAAGCGCAAGGAGCCGCUGGGUCAGGCCUACGAGUCCAUACGCGAAAAGGAUGGCGAGAUGCUGCUCAUUAUCAAUGAGUACGGCAGUCCGCUGGGCCUGACGGCCAUGCCGGACAAGGAGCACGGCGGCGGACUGCUCGUGCAGCACGUGGAGCCCGGCAGCCGGGCCGAGCGUGGCCGUUUGCGUCGUGAUGAUCGCAUCCUCGAAAUCAAUGGCAUCAAACUGAUUGGCCUGAGCGAGUCCCAGGUGCAGGAGCAGCUGCGCCGUGCCCUCGAGUCCUCCGAGCUGCGCGUGCGCGUGCUGCGCGGCGACCAGCAUCGACGCCAGCAGCAGCGGCGCGACUCCAAGGUGGCCGAGAUGGUGGAGGUGGCCACCGUGUCACCCACACGCAAACCGCAUGCCGCUCCGGUGGGCACCUCGCUGCAGGUGGCCAACACCCGCAAGCUGGGCCGCAAGAUCGAGAUACUGCUGAAGAAGGGCCCGAACGGCCUGGGCUUCUCGGUGACCACGCGCGACAACCCAGCGGGCGGGCAUUGCCCCAUCUAUAUUAAGAACAUCUUGCCGCGCGGCGCAGCCAUCGAGGAUGGCCGGCUGAAGCCCGGCGAUCGCCUGCUCGAGGUCGAUGGCACGCCCAUGACCGGCAAGACCCAGACGGAUGUGGUCUCCAUUCUGCGUGGCAUGCCCGCCGGCGCCACAGUUCGCAUUGUCGUCUCCAGGCAGCAGGAGCUGGCCGAGAUGCCCGUUGGCCCCCCGGAAGCAGCGGAGAGGGCAGUGCCAGCUGCGCCAGUUCCAGUUUCAGCUCCGAUUCCGGUGCAAAAGUCGAGCAGCGCUCGUUCGCUCUUCCAGCAACAGCAGCUGCAGCAGCAGGCGCAGCUCAAUGAAUCUCAGCACUUUAUUGAUGCGGGCAGCGAGUCGGCGGCUUCCAAUGACAGCCUGCCGCCGAGCAGCAGUAGCUGGCAUUCGCGGGAGGAGCUGACACUCCACAUACCCGUGCACGACACCGAGAAGGCUGGCCUGGGGGUCAGCGUGAAGGGCAAGACGAGCUCGAACUUGAACGCGUCCACGCCCAACAGCAACAGCAACAUGAAACACGACGGCGAUCUGGGCAUCUUUGUGAAGAACGUGAUCCAUGGCGGGGCCGCAUCGCGCGACGGCCGCCUGCGCAUGAACGAUCAGCUGCUGAGUGUGAAUGGCGUCUCGCUGCGCGGCCAAAACAAUGCCGAGGCCAUGGAGACGCUGCGCCGUGCCAUGGUCAACAAACCGGGCAAGCAUCCGGGCACAAUUACCCUGCUAGUCGGACGCAAAAUCUUGCGCUCGGCCAGCUCCAGUGACAUAUUGGAGCACAGUCAAAGCCAUAGCAACAGCAACAGCAACAGCAACAGCAACAGCAACAGCAAUAGCAAUAGCAACAGCAGCGGCACCAACAGCAACAGCAACAACAACAACAACAACAACAGCAGCUCCAAUGCCAGUGACAACUCAGGCGCCACGGUCAUCUAUCUGAGUCCAGAGAAACGCGAGCCGCGCGGCUGUGGCAACGGACCUGGCAGCGAUAUGAAUAGAUGGAGCAAUCCCGUUUUGGAUCGUCUAACCGGUGGCAUUUGCUCCGCGAAUUCAACACAGCCAACACAGCAGCAACAACAACAACAGCAGCAGCAUCAGCAGCAGCAGCAAUCGCAGUCGCAGUCGCAGCAGCGUCGCUUGCCGCCCACGCCCCUGGGCGGCAACAGCGGCGCCUUGCGCAACGAAAGCUACUACAUGGCCACCAAUGACAACUGGUCGCCGGCGCCGCUGCAGCUGCUCAAUGGGCAUGGCAACACGGCGCUGCUCAUUGAGGACGAUGCGGAGCCCAUGUCACCCACGCUGCCGGUGCGCACACACGAUGGCCAGCACUGCAACACGAGCAGCGCCAACACAUCGCAGACGAGCGUCGGGAUGGGACAGACGAGCGGCGUGGCAGCGCCGGCCGCGGCUGGUAAUUUCGAUGCCACGUAUUCCUCGCAGCUGAGCCUGGAGACGAACAAUUCCGGUGUGGAGCACUUUUCGCGCGAUGCGCUCGGCAGACGCAGCAUCUCCGAGAAGCAUCACGCGGCGCUGGAUGCACGCGAGACGGGCACCUAUCAGCGCAACAAGAAGCUGCGUGAGGAACGGGAGCGGGAACGUCGCAUUCAGCUAACCAAAUCGGCUGUCUAUGGGGGCUCCAUUGAGUCGCUGACGGCGCGCAUAGCCAGCGCCAAUGCCCAAAUGGCGGCAGCAGCGGCUGGGUAUAAGCACGCCAAGACCAGCUCCCACAUCGAGCAGCGGGAACAGCAGCAGCAGCUGCUGCUGGCCGCCGAGGCCGAGGCGCGCGACCAACUGGGCGAUCUGGGACCAUCGCUAGGCCUGAAGAAGUCGUCGUCGCUGGAGUCGCUGCAGACGAUGGUGCAGGAGCUGCAAAUGUCGGAUGAGCCGCGCUCACAUCAUGCGCUGCGUGCGCCACGUGGACGCGGACGUGAGGAUAGUCUGCGCGCCGCCGUUGUCAGCGAACCGGAUGCAAACAAGCCGCGCAAGACCUGGCUGCUGGAGGAGGGCGAUCACGAGGGCGGCUUUGCCUCGCAGCGCAACGGGCCGUUCCAGAGCUCCCUCAACGAUGGCAAGCACGGCAGCAAGUCGCGCGCCAAGAAGCCGAGCAUCCUGCGGGGCAUCGGGCACAUGUUCCGCUUCGGCAAGAACCGCAAGGAUGGCGUUGUGCCCGUUGACACAUAUGCCACGUCUGCAAUUGGCUCAACGGCGCAGCCCAUGAAUGGACAGUCGCAGCAGCAGCAGCAGCAGCAGCACCAACAGCAGCAGCAUCAAUUGCAACAGCUGCAGCAGCAGCAGAUACCAGCCGCAGCGCUUGCUGCACUGGAGCGCAAUGGCAAGCCGCCAGCGUAUCAGCCGCCGCCACCGCUGCCCGCACCCAAUGCAGCGGGUGGCGGUGGUGCCGUGGGGCCUGGACGCGACUCAGCUGCUGCCACACUGAAUGGUGGCAUACACCAGAAUGACAUAUUCAAUCAUCGCUAUCAGCAUUACGCGAACUAUGAAGACCUGCACCAGCAUCAGAUUAGCGACAGCGUUCAAGAGACGCUCUCGGAGUCGACGCUCGAGUGCAUGCGACAGCAGGUGAUCAGGCAGCGCAUCAAGGUCGAGGCCGAAAGUCGCCGCCAUCAGCAUUACCAUUCGCAGCGCAGCGCCCGCUCCCAGGACAUCAGCAUGCACUCCAAUUCCAGCGGGCAGCAGCCACCGUUGCCGCUGCCCCCGUCGGCGGCCGCCGUUGCCGCUGGCCAUCAGCAGUCGAACGGAAUGCGGCCAAUGAGCAGCUACUACGAGUACGACACGGUGCAGCAGCAGCGCGUGGGCAGCAUCAAGCACAGCCACAGCCACAGCCACAGUCACAGCCACAGCCAUGGCCACAAUCACAGCGGGCACCACAACGGCGGCAAUGCCACGUCGUCGCCCAUCAGCGUGAAUGUGGCGCAGCCCCACUGGAAGGCAGCGGCCCUCAACGGCUACUCGCCGGCAUCGUUGAACAGCAGCGCCCGCAGCCGUGGACCGUUCGUCACCCAGGUGACCAUUCGGGAGCAGACCGGCAUGCAGCAGGCGCAGACACAGUCACCGUCGCAGUCGCAGUCGCAGUCGCAGCAACCCACCUACCAGACCGUGCAGAAGAUAGCGACAGCGCAGUCGCAGUCGCAAUACGGCAGCGCUGCCGGCGCCCAGCCGCAUGCGUCGAAGGUGUGACUAUAGGUGCUGGCGCAUGCGCGCGCCACACGCGACGUCCUCGUGGAGGGCCACCAGCACAGCCAGCACUCGGAGCUGAGCGAGGUGGAGGUCUUCUACUAUGCCACCGAGUGCUGACUGGCCAGACAGCCAGGUAGCCAGACAGCCAGGUAGCCACGCAGCCAGGAGGAGACAGACAGGUCGCAGUGUGCGAGUCGCCAGCGGCCGGCAGAGCAAGCAAUCAACUGGAAAGCAGUUUAAAUUCAUUUUUUUUUUUUUAACACAUUUAUAAUUAAUAUAUAAAUACAUAUAUAUUGUAUAUUUUCAUUAUUUGACAAGAGGGGCCAGAUAGCCCCAACAUACACACACACACAUGCAUAGUUAAGCUCAUUAAAAUUAUAUUAUACAAUGAAAGUAUUCCAUGUAAAGAGAGAGGAAGAGAGCAAAUGUAAAUGCUGCUUCCUAUACGAAAAUAUUUAAAUAUAUAUAUUAUAUAUCCAUCUGCGAAGAUUUACCAAUGCAUUGCGCUAUAAUUAAGCUAAGACAUUAAUUGUAUUAAUCGAAAGUCAAAGACCGUGUAAAUAAUUAUUAAAUAUAGUUCGAAUUGUAUGGGCCGCAGCGGAACGAAAGAAUGAAGGCUGAGGUAACUGAAACCUAAAGAACGAACGCAUAUAUCAUUUCAUAGAAUAUCUAUUUAUGUAAGCUGCUAUUAAGUCGCAAAAACAUGGUAAACAUUGCUUAAAAUAUUCCCUAAAUUAUGCUAACAUUUAUUGUAAACAAAACGAAAAGAAAAAGAAAAAAAAUUAAAAAUAAAAAAUACUUGGAAUUGUAUUAGGCGCUUCAACCAAGCCAAAAUCAUGCUGUAAAUAUGUAACUGACAUAUAUACAUACAUACAUUUUUAGACAUAUAUGCAUAUACAGAUAUGUAUAUAUAUAUAUAUUAAUCUACAUAUACCGUUAAAGACGUUUUUUUUUUUUUUCGUUUAGCUUUAAAGCAGACGCCAUGCAAAAGAAAAAAUGAUGAAGAUAUGAAGUGAAACUUAAGAGUCCCAAGAAUUUUUUUUUUUUUUAUUAUAAUUAUAAUUAUAAUUAUAACU